AUGCCACAGUUAGAUGCAAUUUACAUCUUCGCUGACAACAGAUCGAGAUAUCAAGAAUGGACACAAAACUGGACAAAAAUUAAAGGCGUUCAUACAGAUAUCAAAGACAUCUGUGAAGCAUUGCAAUCGGCAGUUAAGCAAUGCGACCAGGACUCAAUUGCCAUAAGUUUUCACUCGGUAGAUGAAAUGGCUUCACUUGAGAAUUUAAAUCAGCUUGAACCAACAUUUAUGUAUACCCAGAUAUUCAAGGAAAUUCUCUUUGAUAUGAAACAUGAUGAACAGGCCAUCAAACAGUUUAUUGCUUAUUGUCGAAAUAAUAACAGACUAUCGCCAAACAAUAUUAACAACUUGUCAUCAAUUAAUAUUGAUCGUUUUGAGAGAGAAUAUCAUGCUCAAUCAGCUAUUUGGUGGUAUACUUUCCCAACUAAUAUCUACUCUAUGCUCAACUGUGCUCUUCGAACAUUGGACGCCAAUACAAUUAUUACUAUGGGUUUUUUUAUGUCUCACCUGCAUCAACAAAUUCAGCAGCUGCACGAACAACAGGCCAAUAGUUAUGAAGGAAAACCUUUUUUAGUUUACCGAGGACAAGGUCUUAUGAAAUCAGACUUAGAAAAACUUCAGAAAACAAUAGGUGGACUUAUCUCAUUCAACAAUUUCUUGUCUACCAGUAUAGAUAAAGAAAUGUCCCUCGGUUUUGCUCAAAGUGCUUCUGAAAAUGAAGACAUGGUACGCAUUUUCUUUAUAAUGUCCAUUGAUCCUUGUAUUAAAUCAACUCCAUUUGCCUCAAUCAAAGAGGAGAGUUAUUUUAAGGAAGCAGAAAUUCUUUUUUCAAUGCACACCGUCUUUCGAGUAGGUACAAUUGAACGAAUGGACAAUGAGACUGAACUUUAUCAAGUUAACUUACAACUCACAUCGGAUGAUGACCAACAACUACGAGUACUUACUGAUUGGAUACGAAAAGAAGCAGGUGGUGGUAAUGGAUGGGAAAGAUUGGGUGACUUAUUGCUUACAAUUGAUCAAUUUGAUAAAGCUGAAGAACUUUAUAACAUAUUACUCGAGCAGACAUCUAAUGAGUAUAACAAAGGGCUUUAUUAUAAUCAGUUAGGAUUGGCAAAAGAUGCGCAGGGUGAUUAUAAAAAAGCUAUUUGGUAUUACGAGCAAGCACUUGAAAUCUAUCAAAAAGCUCUCCCUUCAAAUCAUCGUCAUUUGGCUACUUUAUUCAACAACAUCGGUAGGGUGUAUUACCAGAUGGGAGAGUAUUCGAAACCACUUUCAUUUUACGAACAAGCACUUGAAAUCCAACAAAAAACUUUGCCUUCAAAUCAUCCUUCAUUGGCUAUUUCAUACAACAACAUCGGUAGUGUGUAUCGCAAAAUGGGAGAGUACUCGAAAGUAUUUUCAUCUUACGAAAAAGCACUUGAAAUUCAUCAAAACAUUCUUCCUUCAAAUCAUCCUGAUUUGGCUACUUCCUACAGCAAACUCGCGUUAGUCUACAGACACGUGGGAGAGUACUCAAAAGCACUUUCAUCUCUCGAAAAAGACCUUGAAAUUUGUCAAAAAAGUCUUCCUCCAAAUCAUCCUGAUUUUGCUCAUUCAUACAACAAUAUCGGACGGGUGUAUGAGAGCAUGGGAGAGUACUCGAAAGCACUUUUUUACUACGAAAAAGCACUUGAAAUCGAUCAAGAAACUCUUCCUUCAAAUCAUCCUGAUUUGGCUACUUCAUACGGCAAUAUGGGUAGUGUGUAUGACAGUAUGGGAGAGUACUCGAAAGCACUUUUAUACUACGAAAAAGACCUUGAAAUUUGUCAAAAAACUCUUUCUUCAAAUCAUCCUGAUUUGGCUACUUCAUACAACAAUAUAGGUUCAGUGUAUGACCACAUGGGAGAGUACUCAAAAGCACUUUCAUUUUACGAGCAAGCACUUGAAAUUGAUCAGAAAACUCUUCCUUCAAAUCAUGCUAAUUUGGCUACUUCAUACAACAAUAUCGGUAACGUAUAUGACAAAAUAGGAGAGUGCUCGAAAGCACUUUCAUAUCAUGAAAAAGCAUUUGCAAUUCGACAAAAAACUCAUCUUUCAACUCAUUCGCAUUUGGCUACUUUAUACUGCUGCAUGGGAAGUGUGUAUCGCAAGAUGGGAGAGUACUCGAAAGCAUCUCAUUUUACGAGCAGGCACUUGAAAUUGACCAAGAAACUCUUCCGUCAGAUCAUUCUGAUUUGGCUAUUUCAUACAACAUCAUCGGCUGGGUUUAUAGAAAUAUGA
Messenger RNA from Adineta steineri, 2259 nucleotides. NCBI's taxonomy places the organism in Eukaryota, Metazoa, Rotifera, Eurotatoria, Adinetida, Adinetidae. The record is from the annotation of a GenBank genome assembly.